Molecule: messenger RNA, 2342 nt
Organism: Dipodomys spectabilis (banner-tailed kangaroo rat)
Lineage: Eukaryota; Metazoa; Chordata; Mammalia; Rodentia; Heteromyidae
Gene: Iglon5
Product: IgLON family member 5
Exons: 8
Coding region: 1-1011 (336 amino acids)
Cellular component (GO): neuron projection
Source: RefSeq, a predicted model, not a curated record
AUGCCCCCCCCUGCGCCCGGGGCCCGGCUCCGGCUCCUCGCCGCCGCCGCCCUGGCCGGCCUGGCCGUCAUCAGCCGAGGGCUGCUGUCCCAGAGCCUGGAGUUCAACUCCCCAGCAGACAACUAUACGGUGUGCGAAGGCGACAACGCCACCCUCAGCUGCUUCAUUGAUGAGCAUGUGACGCGGGUGGCCUGGCUGAACCGCUCCAACAUCCUGUACGCGGGCAAUGACCGCUGGACCAGCGACCCACGUGUGCGGCUGCUCAUCAACACUCCCGAGGAGUUCUCCAUCCUCAUCACCCAGGUGGCGCUGGGUGAUGAGGGCCUGUACACCUGCUCCUUCCAGACCCAACGUCAGCCCUACACCACGCAGCUCUACCUCAUCGUCCACGUGCCUGCCCGCAUCGUGAACAUCUCCUCACCUGUGACAGUCAAUGAAGGGGGUGACGUGAACCUGCUCUGCCUGGCUGUGGGGCGGCCGGAGCCCACGGUCACCUGGAGGCAGCUCCGAGACGGCUUCACCUCGGAGGGCGAGAUCCUGGAGAUUUCCGACAUCCAGCGGGGCCAGGCCGGGGAGUACGAGUGCGUGACCCACAACGGCGUGAACUCGGCGCCCGACAGCCGCCGGGUGCUGGUUACAGUCAACUAUCCCCCGACCAUCACCGACGUGACCAGCGCGCGCACCGCCCCGGGCCGGGCCGCGCUCCUGCGCUGUGAAGCCAUGGCUGUGCCGCCCGCGGACUUCCAGUGGUACAAGGAUGACAGGCUGCUGAGCAGCGGCGCGGCCGAGGGCCUGAAGGUGCAGACGGAGCGCACCCGCUCCAUGCUGCUCUUCGCCAACGUGAGCGCCCGGCACUACGGUAACUACACGUGUCGCGCCGCCAACCGGCUGGGAGCGUCCAGCGCCUCCAUGCGGCUCCUGCGCCCAGGAUCCCUGGAGAACUCGGCCCCCAGACCCCCGGGGCCCCUGACUGUCCUGUCUGCCCUGGGCUGGCUGUGGUGGAGGAUGUAGGUACCGCGGCGUCUCCCCCUGCAGGGGGCCUCGGGCCAAGAGAGGAGACUAGGGGGAGAGAGAAAGCGCCAUUGAGUCAGGAGGGGGCGAAAGAGCUCUCAGCCAUGGAGGAAGAGGAGAGGAAGAAGAGGAGGAAGAGGAAGAAGAAGGAGGAGGAGAAAGAUCUUUAGAAAACCCGUCACUGUGAGGGAUACUGUAAAAUUGUCCAUCUUUCUACAGCCAUUCUCGCCACCCGUUCACCGUUCCGAUUGUGACCCACCCCCGGCCACCCCGCGCCCUUCUCUUAGCUCAGGCUGUCAACUGGCUCGUGUGUCUGUGUGUGUGGAUGGGGUGUGUGAGUGUGAGCCCACAUGUGUAUGUGUGUGUGUGUGUGUGAGUGUGUGUGUAUGGUGGGCUUGAGGGGUGGGAUGGACCAGCAGUCCUCCAUCCCUCCCACCCUGUGUCCUCCCCCCCCCCCCAGCCCUGCUGCCUCUGUGCCCCGGCUGGCGGUUGGGAUGGGGUGACAGGAGACGCCCGCCUUUCCCUUAUAUGCACGCACACCGACCCUUCCCCUCGCUCGGGAAAGGCACCUCCUGCGCAGCCGCUGUGGCUCAGCCUGGUGACUGGGUCACGGGGAUCUCCAUUCUGGCUGCUUUCCCUCUGCUCUGCCACCAGCUGCCUGUCGCCGGAAGCCCCACCACUGGCUUAGGGGCCUGAAACCUUCCCCCUUCCCCUGUUUCCCUCCCCCACCCCGAACUUUCUGGCCCCCUUCCUGGGCCAAUCGGUGCUUCCAUACAACUGUCAGGCCGGCGGCUCUGCUGUUGCCUGUCUGUCUCAGUGCUUUGCCCUACCCCCAUCACCGCUCCCCACCUUGGCCACCAGCUGCUCCUUGGGUCCCCUGCAGCUGGUCCCCAGGUGUGGGAUCCCCGGUGUCUCCACCAACUGUACCUCCCAAAGGCUGACCUGACCGCGCUCACACACACUCAGACACACACGCACCAGCGCCUGUGACCAGCAAUAUCUCCUGGCUCCCGCCGUCCCGUAGGCAGUAACCAGGACUGCACUCAAGGUGGACCCUGCGGUCAGGGAUGGGGCGCCGAAAAGCCAAGCCUGCGCUCCGGGAUGGCCGGAAUCGCCCACCCUGGCUGCCACACCGCCCAGAGUGGGGGGCAUCACCCAGACGUCCUGAGCCCAGACAAAGACACCAUGUCACCUGCUCUGACAACCCCCUAGACCUGUAACCACACACCCAAACUACACCACCCACAGCUUGGUGGAGAAGACGGCAGAGGGCAGGGGGCAAGGGGUAGUGACCGUACCUCAGACGGGGGCGUGGGCCCCAUCCCACAUUG